AUGGCCACGACCUCAGUCCUCGUCCGCCGGUGCAAACAUGACAUGCCAAUGUACAGAUAUGUUUGCUAUGAAGGAGAGAACACUGGGAGAAAAUUCCUGGGAUGUGGAUGCAAGGAUGAUGCAAUGUGUGACAAGAUUCAUUGGGUAGAUGGUCCAUGGCCAGUUGAAUUGAGGCAAGCUUUGUGCAAGCUUUGGCUGCAGUAUGAGCAUGAGAGGGACUCAAGAAUCCAUGGCAAUGUGGAGUAUGCAACAAAGAAUUACCAGUUGGUUUUGGCAAAGAGGGAUUUGGAGAAGAAGAAUUUGGAGCUGCAUAAACAACUGGGUAAUGCUUUGGAGUAUGUUGCAGAGGUUACCACUGAUGACUUGGAGCUUGAAACAGCAAGGAGGCAGAAGGCAGAGCAGGAGGUUGCAAGUAUGAAAGAAGAAAGGAAGAAAAUGGAGUGCUAUAUUGCUACCUUGCUUGAAGAAAAGAAGAAUCUGGAGUGCCAUGUUGCAGGAUUGAAUGAAGAGAAUAAGAUGCUGGAAGCUUCUGGUGCCACUGUGAAGGAAGAAAAGAGGAAGGUAGAGUUCUAUGUAGCAGAUCUUUUGAAGCUUACCCAUGACCAUAGAGCCAAGAUGAAGAAGAUUGCUGAGCUGUGUGAAGAGAAAUGA
Molecule: messenger RNA, 651 nt
Organism: Lolium perenne
Lineage: Eukaryota; Viridiplantae; Streptophyta; Magnoliopsida; Poales; Poaceae
Source: RefSeq, a predicted model, not a curated record